Messenger RNA from Helobdella robusta, 342 nucleotides. RefSeq lists its product as hypothetical. Gene Ontology annotation, cellular component: t-UTP complex; small-subunit processome; 90S preribosome. The transcript has a single exon. Lineage: Eukaryota; Metazoa; Annelida; Clitellata; Rhynchobdellida; Glossiphoniidae. Gene Ontology annotation, biological process: maturation of SSU-rRNA from tricistronic rRNA transcript (SSU-rRNA, 5.8S rRNA, LSU-rRNA); positive regulation of transcription by RNA polymerase I. Gene Ontology annotation, molecular function: snoRNA binding. The record is from RefSeq and is a predicted model, not a curated record. The annotation marks the transcript as partial.
AUGUCAUUGAAAGAACAGUUGCAAAAACUUGCGGUGCCUCAAAGCAGACAUCAUUUGGAAAGUCAAAAGUCUUCUUUGUUAUUUGAUUCUAAUGAAGUUGCAUCCCUCGACAGUGAAGUUGUUCUUGAGUUGGCCAUCAGUGGUUUGAAUGCUCUAGUUGCCCUCAAUAAAUCAUUCACAAAGUAUGAGCCACUGUUGUUCAAUAAAAGUUUUGAUAGAAUGAUUCAAGGAAAAAAAGUUAAUAAAGACCUAGACAAUGUGAUAAAACAGUACUUGAUUGAAUUAUCUCCAUAUUUUCUUACCAAGCCUGCUUUAAAAACUCUGGAAUGGUUAGUUUACAAG